Striga hermonthica is the source of this 363-nucleotide messenger RNA. The record is from the annotation of a GenBank genome assembly. NCBI's taxonomy places the organism in Eukaryota, Viridiplantae, Streptophyta, Magnoliopsida, Lamiales, Orobanchaceae.
AUGGCUUCUACGGCGCUGUAUUGGUGCUACCAGUGCACCGUGACCAUUUCUCUCGCCUCCGAUGGCCCUGUCGUCUGCCCCCACUGCCACGGCGGAUUCGUACAAGCCGUGGACCCUUCGGAUUUCUCCCCGCGCCCGUUUGCGGCGGUCAGCGGCCGCCGCCGCCACCGCCACCGUUGUCGGAACGAUUCCUCCUUCAAUCCUGUAAUCGCCCUCCGCCCGCCAGCCGGCAGCGCCGCCCAGAGGACCUUUGAUUUGUACUACGACGGCGGAUCGGGCCAGGGUCUACGCCCCCUGCCUCCCGCCAUGUCCGAGACCCUACUUGGAUCCGAAGUAUCGACGGUAAGUCACAUGGGAACUUGA